Messenger RNA from Neltuma alba, 498 nucleotides. RefSeq lists its product as uncharacterized. NCBI's taxonomy places the organism in Eukaryota, Viridiplantae, Streptophyta, Magnoliopsida, Fabales, Fabaceae. The coding region runs from base 1 to 498 and encodes 165 amino acids. Gene Ontology annotation, molecular function: zinc ion binding. The transcript has 2 exons. The record is from RefSeq and is a predicted model, not a curated record.
AUGGCAUCAUCAUCGUCCUCAUCGACGGCAAGAUACAGGAGAAGGGUUGCUUUAUUGAGGCAACCUAGUCGCGAGGACAACUAUGAACCGCCAAUGAGGUAUUGCCAUCAUGGGUUAGUAGCUCCCCGAUGGACGGCGUGGACUGAUAAUAACCCAGGUAGGAGGUUUUAUGGCUGCCCAAACUAUGACCAGGAUGGGGGAUGUGGCUAUUUCUCUUGGCAUGAUGGGGACUUCGGUGAGAGGGCAAACAUUGUGAUCAAGGAGCUAUUAGAUGAUAUUGACAGACUAUAUGAUGAAAGUAGCAAGAACCAAAGAGGAGAGCAUGGGCGGAGACUAAGUGAAGAACUCAAUGUAAUUCACAGUGAAUUGAAGAAGCUUAAACACAGACAUGAGCUGAAUGAUGUGGAAGUGAGGAAGAGGGAAAAUAAGUUUAGAAGAGCAAUGUUAGUGUCUGUAAUGAUAUCGGUUGCGGUAGUUGUUUUGUAUUUGACAAAGUAG